Molecule: messenger RNA, 1050 nt
Organism: Porites evermanni
Lineage: Eukaryota; Metazoa; Cnidaria; Anthozoa; Scleractinia; Poritidae
Source: the annotation of a GenBank genome assembly
AUGGGAAUUCCUGGGUCCCAGACUGGUCUUGAAGAAGUGAUGUGUCGCGUUCUCGGUGACUUCAUUGAGAAGGCUUUGUGGGAAAAACUUGCAGUUGUCCUCUACUACGAAGCCCUCCUGAACAACUGGCGACGAGUAUUUCAGGCCCUUGAUCAGUGUAAUCUUCGUCUAUCUCCCACAAAGACUGUCGUUCGUCCCAAGAUCACCUCCAUCCUAGGCUGGAUAUGGUCCCAAGGACGAUACGAUACCCGCAUCGUAUUGCUGCCGUGGCAUCGUCUCCUCUUCCUCCAACUGUGAAAGGACUCAGGUCUUUUAUUGGAGCCUACAAAGGCCUCAGUCGCGUGCUCCCCAACUGCUAAAACGUCAUCGAUCACCAUGAGUGCGCUCACCCUGGUCUUCAGUCCUCUGACAGACUACAGUGGGCUGAGAACUGAACUGAACCUCCAGAUUCAUGAUACGAAAUCCGCGCAGGAUUUCUUAUCCAACAACAAAGCUAUAGUUCUCUCUCGCUCUCGCAGCAACGAUCGCCUCGGAAUCGACGCCGUGUUGGCCACUAAGAUGGAAUGGCUCGUCCAGAAAACCGACACGUCGUACGCCUUGGGCAAUGACCGGCUGUUGAACUUUCUCUAGGUUCAAUGUGCCAAAUGACCAGAUCAGGAGCAAACCGUUCAUGAUGGGCAACGGUGGGGUGGUGUUCUUCUCCUGCGUCUGCUCGUGGUGAUUUGUGCAUUUAAACGAUGCCUUCGUCGCGGUCGCGCGAACGGACGCGCCCUUGGGGGAAGCGGCCCGACCCUCUGCUCGUUGCAUCUGUGCCUCAACGCCGGGGAGUGUAGCAUGAUGGGCAAUCAGAUCAGCGAUCUCUUGCGGGACCUCCCCUGUAAUAAAGAGGAGCCCUUGUGGGGGGGAAACGCAGAACGUGCACUAUGGCAAAGUGCGAGGGGACGCGGUGGAAAUUAUAGAGGUGAAGUGGGUGAAUGGGACGGGUCGCUGGUGGCCUUCCAGAACAGUAGAGAGACGCAGUUGGUUUUGGAUUUCAAGAAAGGGGUAUGA